AUGAAAUCUGAUGUUCACGUCAAUCAACGAUUGUUCGGCAGGCAUGUUUUCGUGAAAACAGAUCAUAUAAAACAUAAAUUCCAAGGUUUGAUAAAUCAAAUCAUAUCUGGUUGCAAAUGCACACCAAACAUCAUCAAUUUUCAAAUGCUCUCUUUUAUUGUACUUUCAGCAUCAUCAUUAAUUAAAGGAAUUCACGAGUCGAGAUGGAAGAAAAAUCUCACCAUCAGCACCAUGAAAGAGAAAAAAAACAUGAAGCGAAUUAAUGGCAAACAUUUCUCGUUCUUUCUUUUUUGUCGUUGUAUCAUGCUACCUUACGUUUAUUUAUUAAUGAUAACAUCUCAAAAUUUCACGCAGCAACCAGAACAUGAGCGGCUAAAAGCUUCCGAUCAUUGCAUAAUGGAACAGUUUAGCUUACUGACCUGCCUAAUUAAAUAUUUACAAGACAACUGCCUGUGUUUCGUUUUUCAAAAAACAACAAAAAAAUACAUAAAUAAUGAUAUCGUAGGACUAACAUCAACAUUUGGUGUACAAUUUCAUUUUUGGGCUAAAGUAGAAGACUGGGAAGAUGGAAGAUGGAAAAAAUCGAUAGAGCAUAACUCAUAA
This is a messenger RNA of Clunio marinus, 603 nucleotides long. The record is from the annotation of a GenBank genome assembly. NCBI's taxonomy places the organism in Eukaryota, Metazoa, Arthropoda, Insecta, Diptera, Chironomidae.